Oikopleura dioica is the source of this 1083-nucleotide messenger RNA. The record is from the annotation of a GenBank genome assembly. NCBI's taxonomy places the organism in Eukaryota, Metazoa, Chordata, Appendicularia, Copelata, Oikopleuridae.
AUGAAUUUUGCGGUGCAAUCUGCUCUGGUUUUUUUCCUCGCUGCGAUAUCCGCUGUUUUCGCGAAUGAAAUGGAUCCUUGCGCUUCUCGUUGCGACGCAGCAGCUUUGGACUGUACGUAUUACUGUCCUUGCUCGACAGGUUGCCCGAAAGGCUGUUCGACAAAUGCUGAGUGCAGCCAGAACGAGUUCUGCAACUACACGGAUUUGCUGAUUCUCAACUACCGACAACACUUUCGCGACGAGGGCGUAAUCAUCGACACAACUACUGACGUCGGAAGACCUGUUGAUUUCGACUACGGAUUUUCGGACGUUCAGAAUUCGUGCACUGUCGUGCUUCGAGGAGAAAUGUACAUGCUUGGCGGAAAUCAACGAACUAAUCAAGCCAAGGUCACAAUCGCUAAAAUUUCAAAAGAUGGCUGCCGAGUUGAAGUCACUGACGACAAAAUCGUCCCGACCUUCGUUGGCGGAACUAACGGUUCUUGCGCUUUUUACAAAGAAACCGUCGCCCUCUGCUUCAAGGAAAUCGAAAAAGACUAUAAAGCUUGCUACCAAUGGGAGCCAGGACAGCGACGAGUCAAGAACUUGCCCAGCACCAAUUUCAGCCACGACUGGGCGGAAAUGACUGACUACCGCUACCAAGACAAGAUGGUCGUGACCGGCGGCUGUACUCAAGAUUUCAUCUAUGGAUGCCACAGCAAAACUGAGAUUUUCGACGGAACUCGGUGGAUCGAAGGCCCAGAUGUUCCAAUCCCAGAGGUCAAGGGGCACAAAAUGACGGCAGAUGAAGAGGCCGUCUACAUCGUCACUGGAAGAGGAUACGACUAUCAUGGCAUUCCAGAGGUCUUGAAGCUCGACAUGGCAACACAGCAAUGGAGUGCGAUCGGGAAACUGGUCGAAAACACGACUUGGAACAACUCCGCCUUUCAAUGGGGAUAUUCUUGGUACACUGGAGAGUGCUCGAUUCAGAAGGCGACUUACAACGAUGGUGUUUUUUCGACGGAAAUCAUCAUUCCAGACGAUAAUGAUUGCUACAUGGAUCUUUGGUACGCGCACAUGUUUGAACUUCCUGCUGGUCAAUGCUGA